AUGCAUGAUUUCAAAGCAGAGGCAGUUAGGAAGAAUAACAACAAUGAAGAGGCAACAAGCAGCCAAGAACACACGACUGUCUAUUCAGAAAGCUAUAUGAAAGCAAAUAAAUCAAAAUGUUAUAGAGCUGGGAAUGAUAAUAAUAGCAAUAAUAAGUAUAAAAAUAGCAAUAAUAAGUAUAAAAAUAGCAAUAAUAAGUAUAAAAAUAGCAAUAAUAAUAAUAAUAAUAGCAAUAAUAAUAAUAAUAAUAAUAAUAAUAGCAACAACAAUAAUAAUAAUAAUAGCAACAAUAAUAAUAAUAAUAGCAACAAUAAUAAUAAUAAUAAUAGCAACAAUAAUAAUAAUAAUAAUAGCAACAACAAUAAUAAUAAUAAUAGCAAUAAUAAUAAUAAUAAUAAUAAAACAUUAAGAGAAAACCAAACUAAUUUAUUAUAUGAGGAUUAUUUAAACUACAAUACUUAUUCGUCGUAUAUCGGUAGUACCAGUAAUGGAAAUUAUAACACGCAUAAAACGUAUUAUAACCAAAAUGUGAGCAGCAGAUACUACAAGACGAAUUACCGUGAAAACAAUGAAUUUUCGGGUAAGGAUAAAAAUUUAAAAAAUAGUACCAUCGGUAAUAUUGACAACAGUUCUGUUGGCAGCAUGUACAAAGAUGGAGGGGAAUAUAUGAAAUACGAAAAAAGGCGUAACAAUAAAGGCCGAAGUAACGCUUACAUUAACGGUUAUAGUUAUAGUUACAGGAACACUAACGGGCAUAGUAACGGACAUAGUAACGGGCAUAGUAACGGGCAUAGUGACGGACAUAGUAACGGGCAUAGUAACUGCCACAGUAACUGCCACAGUAACUGCUAUAGUAACUGCCACAGGAGCUGCUACAGUACCCCCUAUAGCAGUGGUAACUACCACAACAGCCACUCCAAGAACUACAACGAAUUAAAAAUAAUUGGAAAUAAAUAUAUUUCAAAAGAACGAACAGAAGAGUCAAAUAAUAAAAACAGUUGUCAUAUGAAUGAAAUAGGAAAUUACAAUUGUAAUAACAAUAAGAAAUACCAUAACACUGAUGCAAAAACGAGUAGUGACUUCUCGUACAAAAAAAAAAACAAAGAACAGAAUAUAAUGAAAAGACAAAAUAACCUAACUAAUAAUAAUUAUUCUGUUAAAUUAAUCAUGUCAAAAGGUAGUGAACAUGAUAGUCAUAAAAGAGAUGGCAUGCUCCCAUAUGAAAAUGAAAAUGCAAAUGAAAAAGCAAAUGAGAACAUAAUAAGUGAGAAUAUAAAUGAGCAUACAAAUGAGAAUAUAAUAAGUGAGAAUAUAAAUGAGCAUACAAAUGAGAAUAUAAUAAGUGAGAAUAUAAAUGAGCAUACAAAUGAGAAUACAAAUGAGCAUACAAAUGAGAAUACAAAUGAGAAUACAAAUGAGCAUACAAAUGAGAAUACAAAUGAGAAUACAAAUGAGAAUACAAAUGAAAAUAUAAAUGAAAAUAUAAAUGAAAAUAUAAAUGAAAAUAUAAAUGAAAAUAUAAAUGAAAAUAUAAAAGAAAAUACAAAUGAGAAAGCAAAUGAAAAUGUUGUGUCAACAAAAUAUAAGAAAAAACACUACACACGUUAUUACAAUGGCUACAAGAAUAGUUCAAAUUAUAUCUACAAUUCGAUGAGUGGAAAAUAUGUUAACUACUUUAAUUCUAGUCAUUAUAAUUAUAAUGUAGGAAAUAGUCAAUAUGGGAAUAGCUCCUUUGGAUACAGAAACGGCAGCAUAGCUGACACUGCCAACUGCCACAGCAGCAAUUACAGCAGUAGUUAUAUAAACAGUUACGUGAACAGUUACACGAACGGUUACCUUAACAAUUACCUGAACAGUCAUAGUAGAAACAAUAGAAGCAACGAGGGGAGUGGACAUAACAACAGCGGAAGUAGUACUAACUAUAUGUAUGACCACAACAAAUACUUUGCGGAUAUGUAUAAAAAGGAUAAUGUAUAUAAAAAUGAGAAAAUAAAUUAUCAUCUCCCAAAAAAAAAUACACAGAUUAAUAACAGUGAUAAAGGGAAUACGUAUACAACCAAGAAUAGUACUAAUGCUAACACUAAUAGCGAAUGGAAAAUGGGGAAGGCGAAUAAAGCGCGCAUUAAAAGCAGUGCUAAACAUGCACACAGUAACAGUGAUGAUAGGAAUGUAAGUAUCAGAGAAAAGAACAACAUGAUGGACUUUAACUUAGUUACGAAGGAUAGCUGCAAUGUUAUUAGUUGUAAUAGGGAUGAACUGUUUGACUUAAGUGAGCAAGUUAAACGAUAUACAAAUAGUAACGUUGGUAGUAAUAGUAAUAACGAUAAUAGUGUCUAUGGUGACGAGCAAACGAGUUCCACAAAUGACAUUAACAAGCAAGGAAAAUGCAGUCAGAAAAGUCCUGUAAGCAAAAAUGAUGAAAGCGUGGAAGGGGAUAAAGAAGUGGAAGAGGAUAAAGAAGUGGAAGAGGAUAAAGAAGUGGAAGAGGAUAAAGAAGUGGAAGAGGAUAAAGAAGUGGAAGAGGAUAAAGAAGUGGAAGAGGAUAAAGAAGUGGAAGAGGAUAAAGAAGUGGAAGAGGAUAAAGAAGUGGAAGAGGAUAAAGAAGUGGAAGAGGAUAAAGAAGUGGAAGAGGAUAAAGAAGUGGAAGAUGAUAAAGAAGUGGAAGAGGUCAGUUCUACUGGUGUGAAGGAGGACAAAUCGGCUACUCUAAAGUUAGAAGCUGUCCAUAUGACGGCUACCAUCAGUGCAACGACUAUUAAUAAUAAGAUAAAUUAUAAGAGCAGUAAUAAGAGCAGUAAUAAGAGCAGUAAUAAGGGAAAUAAUAAGAGCAGUAAUAAGGGCAAUAAUAAGAGCAGUAAUAAGAGCAGUAAUAAGAGCAGUAAUAAGAGCAGUAAUAAGAUCAGUAAUAAGAGCAGUAGUAAUUACCAUCAUAUCGAUAAUGCUAAGGACGACCAAAAUAACAUCGCGUUGCGCCACGACGACAAAAUUAUGAACGAGUCAGAAAUUAUGGACCAAAAUUAUGUUAAGCAUAAUAAUGAAAACCUUGCCCAAGAAGAUAAGGGAAAUUAUACUAACACCUGCUAUAACACAAAUAAUAAACUUAUGAACAGAUAUAAUUGUGUUCAAGUAGUUGAUGGAGAGGAGAAUGAUAAUUCAAUCAAUGAAUACAAAAACCAGCUCCAAGCUGACAAAAAUAAAUUUAGAAAAAAAAAAAAAAGAGCGCUUAACAAAUACGCCUCCUCUAUGUACAACUGUAAUUAUAGCAGUAACACAGAAGGUAAACAUAGCAGAAAACGAAAUGAACCAUUCUUUAGUGAUAAUAUUAAUGAGCAUGGCAAUAAUAAUAAUCGUAAUAAUAGUAGCUGUAGUAAUAAUAUUUUGAGUGAGGACUGCCAAAAAAGAAGCAUACAAAAAAAUUAUAAAAACCGAGAAAGUCUGAACUGCCAUUUGAACAGAAUGGAGGAAAAUGGAACAGAGGAGGAAAACAACAUAGGUGAUAAAAAAAAAUAUUAUGAGUUAAGAAAGAGUAACAUGGAAAGUAAAGAUUAUACUGAUGAUAACCAUUUUGUACAAAGAUAUGAAAAUUUAAUGAUGGAUGACAAAAGUUAUAUUGCAAGUUAUGGCAAGAAUAAGGAUAAAGAAAAUUAUGAAAGUAGUAGUGAAAGUAAGAAAAAUAAUGUAAUUCACGCAAAUACACAUAAUGAAGAGGAGCGUACAAAAUGUUAUGCAGUUAUAGAGAACAAAAAUCAAGAAGAGCUUACUAGAUCUAGUAUUUCUAACGAUCCAGCAAAAGGAUCCCUUUGUAUAAUGGGAAGCAUUUCCAAAGGAGAUGACAAGUUCGACAGUGGGAAAAUUACAGGGGGAAACGAUGCAUUGAAUGAAGCGAAUGACAAACCAGAUGACAAACCAUAUGACAAAUCGAAUGACAAAUCGAAUGACAAAUCGGAUGACGAAACGAACGAAGGUACAACGGUUCACAUAGUGAAUCCCUCUUUUGACAGUCCUGUAGUGCUAAAUCCAAACAAAAGGGAGGAUUUCAAAAAAUAUGAUAACUCAUGGAUGCGUAACAAUACUGGGAGGUGGCCUAACAGGAAAUUUGUACAAAAUAGAGUGAAAAUGACAAGUAUGAAGGACUAUGAAUAUAUUCCAAAAAAAGAGAACCAAUUAACUAGCAGUCAUACGAAUGAUAAUAUGGAUAGAUGGAAUAGAUUCACUAAUGAACUUUUCCCCCGAUAUCAACAACAUAGUAGUGAUGUUACUAAUGAAGAUAGUGAAUAUGCAGUAUGGUCGAAUUUAACAAAUGACCAUGAAAUGAAGGUACAGAAUAAACCAACACAGAGCACUCUACUUAUAGAUAAUCUUUACAAUGGACCUAAUGGCAGUUACAAAACUGUUAAUGAUAUAGAGACCUGUAUAUCUAACAGCACAGUGAAGUGUUCUGUGUAUAGAUACCCUAGUUAUACUAAACAGUUCAAUAGCUGUAAUUCCGACUGUAAUCAUAUUCUCGAUAACAAGUAUGUUCAUAAAUAUGAGUGUCCUUCACAUGAAGGAAUUGCAAAUGUAAGCUCUAUGCAAUACAACAUGAGCAGUUCUUGUCGUCUAAAAAAUGAAGGAAAAGAACGUAAUGUAAAGAAUAAUAAUCUUAUUUAUUCUAGUAAGGAAAUGAAGUAUAGCAAAGAUUGUCGGAAUAAUGUACUUAAAGAGGGGGAAGGUCAAGUAGGUAACGGUUCUCACAAUGAUGGAGCAUGCAUACAAAUGAAGGUGACUGCCAGUGGUAGUAGCAGUAGUAGAAAUAGUAGCAACAGUAGCAGUAGUAGCAACGGAGCAGUUGAACAUAGUCUCAAACUAACGCGGUCGGUAUCUGCAAAUUUUCAUCAGCGUAAAAAUAAAUCUUUUGAAAGUUUAGAAAUGUGCAUGCUGAAACCUCAUAUGAUAUCGCCUGAACAAUCAGCAAAUAUUAAUGCGUUCAGAAAUAUAUUGAAAAAUAUGUUAAUUAACUAUGAUAAAAAAGAAAAGGAUAACAGGAGUGAAGAUAUACAUGAAUCCAAUGGCUACAAUAUUUUUGUUAAAACGGAGGAGUGUAACCUUUUAGAAGGAUCAUCACUCAGCGAAUGUACGGAUGAUGAUGAAAAAAUAAUAAAGGAAAAAAAAAAAAAAUCAUUUCAAAAGGACAACAUAGAUAACAUUUAUAAUAAGGAUGAGCGGGAAAAUAAUAAAGAAUGUGUACAGAACAAUCUGGAAUGUAUUUUAGAAAAUAAUUCUAUUCAUAUCGAUGAGGAGUAUAACCAUAGUAGGGAAGGCACUGACGAUUACACCUCAUGUUUAGGAACAGAUAAGUGUCUAAAAAAAGACCUUAACGAUAAAAUGCAGUACUCACUUUAUAAUAUUGAUGAACUAUUAAAUUAUAUGUACAGUGUGAAGACUAUGAAUACGUUUCUAUGUACGUUUAAAGAUAAGCACAUAUUUGAUAAGAAUCUAACGAGCACAGUCCGUAAUAAAACCUGUUCAGAAGAAAAGAUUAAAAUUAAUUUUCAAAGAGCUUCAUUUGAAAGAAGAAAGAACAUUAAUCGCAGUAAAGGGAAGAGGAAGAACAAGAAGAAAUAUUCAAGUAUUGUCGAUAAUUGGAUGAAUAACUACAACGAUAGUGCCCAUAACGGUACUAAUGAUUUUAUCUGUUGUCACUACAGUGAUAGUAACAAGCACAGAGGUUUGAAUGAUUACACAUUUCGCAAUUCCUGGAACUACAAAAUGGGGGAAAAUAAUGAUACUGUCGAUUGCAACACUAAUGCUAACACGAACGGAUGUAUACGCAACAGUAACUGGGAUAACUUCUCUCGUUAUAAUAAGUUUUACAAUUGGGUGGAACCUUAUAAUUUACAUGAUCUGACUAACAUAACGACAAAAAAUAGUUACAACGCUUAUGAUAAAAGGGGUGAAGUCAGCUGCAGUUACAGUACCGGAGUUACAUCAAGGAGGAAUUUGCCUUUGCAUCCGCUUUUUCCGCCACCAGCGACUGUUACUACCGUUGUUACCACUGCUAAUGCUGGUAAUACCGCUAAUUUUGGUAAUACCACUAAUUUUGGUAAUACCGCUAAUUUUGGUAAUAUCGCUAAUCCUGGUAAUACCGCUAAUUUUGGUAAUACCGCUAAUUUUGGUAAUAUCGCUAAUCCUGGUAAUACCGCUAAUUUUGGUAAUAUCGCUAAUCCUGGUAAUACCGCUAAUUUUGGUAAUACCGCUAAUUUUGGUAAUACCGCUAAUUUUGGUAAUACCGCUAAUUUUGGUAAUAUCGCUAAUCCUGGUAAUGCCGCUAAUCCUGGUAAUGCCGCUAAUCCUGAUAAUACCGCUAAUCCUGAUAAUGCCGCUAAUCCUGCAGAGUGUGGCAAAUUUUACGCGAAUUGUGAAGGAUCUAACGUUUAUUCUAAGGCAAAAGCUCGUCCAAGGAACAACAUAAUUAGUGGGGGUAGUAAUAACAUGAUGGCUGUAAAUUACUAUUACAUGAACAAUGAAAAUAAUCCGCAAAAUGAAAAAUUUUCCAUUGAGUGCAAAGAAAAUAGCAAUGGUAUGACUUCACAUAUAAAUAUCAAUGAAAAUUUUAGAAACAAUUAUUUCACGUAUCGAAGUAGACGACAAGUGAAGAACAACAAGGAUUCCAAUUCUCAUGUGCAUCAGUUGAAAGGAUAUAUAAACUACGGAGGAACACCCCAUAAUAAUUAUAGUGCUUACAAUGAUCGAAGUGGUUAUGGUAUCUGUAGCAGAAACAACUAUGUGGGUAUAGAACGAAAUAGCUUCAAUGACGCUAAUGAGCACAUAAAUAGUAAAGAUGCAAGUGCAUAUGGCUCUAUUCUAUGUGAAACAAGCUACAACACGAGAGGGAGCAAUAAUAUGAUCCACAAUGAUGUUAGUAGGAAUGUGAAUAGCUGCAAUGUGAAUAGCUGCAAUGUGAGUAUCGGCAAUGUGAGUAUCGGCAAUGUGAAUAUCGGCAAUGUGAGUAUCGACAACGUGAAUUACAGCAAUCCACAUUACGGAAGUCCGAACUACAGUAAUGUUAAUAAUAAAAAGAAUUUAUCCUGUUUGAACAAGUACGGGAACAGCGCAAACAGACACAAUGCCAACCAUGUAAAUUUUGCUGAUGAUUUAGGCAGUGGUUAUACGGACGACAGUGGUUACUGCUCCUACCACCACAACGGCGGAAAUUUUAAGGGAAAUCUUAGCACAAAUAGUACUAUUACUAGUAAAGCCAAUGUCAAUAUUGGUAGCAGCUUCCAUGGAAGCAUUCGCGGUAGCCUUUUUGGAAACUCCCGUAGUAGAAUUUUUACUAAUUCCAAUAUGCACACUGAUUAUAAAACAAGUGUUAAUGCUAUAAAUGGACAAACGAAUCGAAGAAUUUCAUACACACCUAAUCACACAGAAAACCAUCCGCGUAAUAAUUGCAAUAGUGGGUUUGACAAAAGGACCUACUACAGAAGCGUAAACAGUUACAAUGGUUAUAAUAGGAACAAUCAUAGUAGCAAUCACAGUCGCAUUCAUAGUAGCAUGCAUAGGAAUAAUAACCAGAGUGACUACCGUAGUGGUAACCACAGUGAUGAUGAUAAAUAUGACGAACGCAGAAGAGUAAAUUAUGAACAGCCAUUAGACACAACAGAGAAAGAAGCAGGAAGAGAACAUUACACAACUAGUAAUAGACUUCGUGCGGAUGAUACACAAAAUAAUAAAGAAAAAGAAGUAAAACAAAAAAUAAUAGAAAUGCAAAAUGAGAGGAAUAACUUAACUCGGAAAGACAACAACCCUGUUAGGUUUUCUAUAGGGGAGGAGUGUACAAGUCAAAAUCCACAGGAGGAUGCAGUGAACAAAAGAAGGAUUAGGGAUAAAAUAGAACAGUGCAGUUAUGAGACUUACAAAGGAGAGGAGAUAAAUCAUCUAUGUAGUUUGAUUGAAGGAAACACGGGGGAAGAAGCAAAGACAAAAGUGAUAGAAGUGGAAGACGUAUCUAACAUAAUUAGCAUGACAAACAUGGAAAAGGAAAAGGAUGCCACUCCCAAAAAGGGAAACACCCUUGUUGAUGUGCAUACUAUGAAAAAGAAUAUUAUCAUAGAUGAAAAAGAACUGUUACAAGAAGAAAGCUUGACAAAUAAUGACAAAGAUGUAAAGAAUAAGAAAAAGAUAUUGAAGAACAGCAAAACAGUAGUGAAGGAGAAUAGGAAUUUAUUAAUAGAGGAAAUGAUCAGUAAAUGUAGUACUAACAAAAUUACCAGCGUGCAAAGUGAAGACGGUGAUAAUACUAUAAAAAUUAAGGAUUCAUCUGAUCAGAAUAAGCAAAAGAAUACAAACGAGGGUAUAGAGUUACAUAAUGCAAAACAGAAUAACGAAGCUAAUCAUUCCCAUUUUGUAAAAAAGAAUAAUAAAAAUUAUUAUUCAUAUGAUACGAUUUUUAUUAAUAAAGCACAUUUUGAUAAAGUAUGUUUUAAAAAAGGUGUAAAGGAAAACACAGAGAUGUACAACAAUAAUUAUUUUCUCAAUUCUAACUCGAUCCAGUUUGUAAAAAAUAAAGGAGCACAUAGAGAACAGAAGUGUGAAAUGGGUACAGACAUGUGGAAAGAAGAGAACCAACAUAAGGAUAGCAGACUGGGUAGAGAAGAAAACUAUAACAAGGAUGACAACAGCAUUCGUAACACUAACAAUUUUUCACAGAGAAGUGAAUCAUAUGCUUUUGGAACUAAUUCAUAUUAUGCAGUUCUGAGCGCAAAUACAAAAAAUAAUACGUAUGAAGAUAAUUCUUAUCCCACUAGUGCUACAACGACAAACUGUAGUAAUAAUAGUAAAAGAAAUAAUUGCGCUAUCUCCUACGAGCAUAACAAAGCUAAUUAUAAUAAGAAGAAGAUGCACAGUAGAAAUGGACGGGACAAAAAUAGAUACGCUAUAAAUGAUUAUAAUAGCAGAACGAAUCGAAAUGGAAAGAGUAAAAAUCAGUAG
This is a messenger RNA of Plasmodium malariae, 8970 nucleotides long. RefSeq names its product asparagine-rich antigen, putative. The transcript has a single exon. Lineage: Eukaryota; Apicomplexa; Aconoidasida; Haemosporida; Plasmodiidae. The coding region runs from base 1 to 8970 and encodes 2989 amino acids. The record is from RefSeq and is a predicted model, not a curated record.